Prunus dulcis (almond) is the source of this 1433-nucleotide messenger RNA. Its product is annotated as heme-binding-like protein At3g10130, chloroplastic. Lineage: Eukaryota; Viridiplantae; Streptophyta; Magnoliopsida; Rosales; Rosaceae. The record is from RefSeq and is a predicted model, not a curated record. Bases 176 to 1087 code for a protein of 303 amino acids. The transcript has 8 exons.
AAUUCAAAGGAGGGUCAUACCUGCAAAAAACAGUGUAUAUUGAGGGGUGAAUGUGGUAUUUGACAAAUAAAGGCAUCUAUUUCCCGGGAAAAUCAUAACCACCAACUCUACGAGUGACUUCAAACUCCCACCCCCUCUCACUCUCUGCAACAGAAAUUCAAAAACCCCAAAUUUGAUGGCAACAAUGUUGUUCACUCAAACAGUCCCAUCCAAAACCCUAACCUGCACAUCCCUCUCAGGAAGAAACCCUAACAGUAACAGAGUCAUCUCCAUGGCCACGGGCCGAGCCACCACCGCCGUGCCCUCUCCGCCGCAGCGAAGAAGAACCAUGUCCGCUCUCGAAGCCCGAAUCUCCCUCGUCGCCGCUCUCGCUUCUCAAGCCUCAUCUGUCUCCCAGAGACUUUUACUCGAAUUGGCCACGGAGACUGCCAAAUACGUCUUCCCCAAAAAGUUCGAGGCUCGUACUCUCGAAGAAGCCCUCAUGUCAGUUCCGGACCUCGAAACGGUGAAGUUCAAAGUUCUGAGUAGGAGAGACGAGUAUGAAAUUAGAGAAAUAGAGCCUUACUUUAUAGCGGAGACUACAAUGUCUGGAAAGACUGGUUUUGAUUUCAAUGGAGCAUCUCAAUCCUUCAAUGUCUUGGCUGAGUACCUGUUUGGUAAGAAUACAACAAAGGAAAAAAUGGAGAUGACCACACCAGUUUUUACACGUAAAGCUCAAUCUGAUGGGGUGAAAAUGGAAAUGACAACUCCAGUGAUAACAACGAGGCUGGAAGAUCAAGAUAAGUGGCAGAUGUCCUUUGUCAUUCCCUCAAAGUACGGUGCCAAUUCACCAUUGCCUAAAGAUCCAUCUGUAAGGAUCACAGAGGUUCCAAGGAAAAUAGUUGCAGCUGUUGCCUUUUCAGGUUUUGUUACUGACGAGGAAGUUAAGCGACGGGAGUCCAAGUUAAGGGAAGAUUUGAAAAAAGAUGGACAGUUCCAAGUGAAGGAGGGAACUUCAGUUGAAGUUGCACAGUAUAAUCCACCAUUUACACUUCCAUUUCAACGGCGUAAUGAGAUCAGUCUGGAAGUCGAAAGUAAAGAGCAAUAGUUUUCAGAAAUUUACAAACUUUUGGUCUAUUGACUAUACACGAUUUCUCCUGUAAAGAAACUAAGUCAGCAGUUGGAUAUCUGCCCAAUCAAAUAUCUAUGUAAUGUCAUACGGUAUGUAAAUAUAGAAUAUGAACUACAAAAAGUUUGUGGCAUGUGUUUCAACUACAGACAUAUGAUUGGGAUGUAUAUUGUUUACUAGCAUGAUAGCAUCACAUGUUCUUGAGUUAUACACUCUGUAAAAUUACCAUAUUUUGUUAGAGGGAACUUGUAAAUAAUCUCCCCAGUGCUUUCCUUUUCAUUGUCAUCUUCCUUAAGUUGUGGCCUACGCGCGCAUAUAGUUAGCG